AUGACCUUAAAAGUUGAGCCCAAUUUGAUUUUCAAGAUGACUUUUAAACGAUCUUCAUAUGAUGAAGUCAAACCCGACUCUAAAGGUGAUAAAAGGUCGAAGAAGUCUGAAGGUUCAAAUCACCUUCCUGAUUCAAAUAACAAGUACGACAUUGAUGAAUUACACAAAGCUCCGUGUUCAAAGGUUGAACGCUGCGAAAGCAAAGUAUCUGCAAAUAAGUCGAAAAAGAAGUUGCUCAAAGAAUUUAUUUCAAAAAAUAAAGACAGUGUUGGUGAGCUAACCAAUGGCGUACCAAAACUGCUUAUCACGAGUUUACCACAUAGUGUAAAUAAGUCUACUCUUAAGGAAGUUUUCCCGUUGGCUACUCGUGUGAAACUAAGCAAGAAAGCUAGUUCAAGAUAUGCAUUUUUGGAUUUUUCAAGCAGUGGAGAUUACUCGGAUGCUAUGAAGCGUUUAGAGUCAUUAGAAUUUUGUGGUGUGAAGCCAAAUUACCGGAUAAUCGUUGGAUCUGAUGAAAAUGUAAUCAAAUCCCAAAAUACAAAACAAUUGGCCAAUAAACCUAAUUGUCUAAGAAUUAGAAAUCUACCAUAUUCAUUAACUUUAAAUGAAAUUAAAGCAGAAUUUCCUUUAGCAGAUCAGAUUCACUUGGACGUAAAUAAACUUGGAAUCUUUAAUGGAUCUUGUAUAUUAGAAAUGAAGAGUAACGAUGAUCUUCAGGCUGUUUUAAAUCAAUGUAAGCACAAAUAUAUUGGCGAUCGUCUGGUUAGAGCAGAAGCUCAAUGUACUAUGAAAACACAAUCCUCUAAACCUGUCGAUCCCAAUGCUAGUUUCGGUUUGAGGCUUAAAGAAGUACCCAAUGUCAUCAAAGACAGUUAUAUUAAAGGGUUAUUUCCUAAGGAUUCAGUGGUUGGAUUAAGCUCAAGAUCAGUGCAAGAUUCUAAUACCAGGAAUGUGUUUAUUUUCUUUAAAAACAAUGCUCAGCGUAAAUCCGCUUUAAAAAUGUUCAAAAAUGAAGUUAUUAUGGGUUAUCCAAUUUCAUGUCGACUAUGGGUUGCUACUAAACAACGACACAAAUCUCAAAAAAAAGAAACGACCGCACCGGUUAUAUCGGAUCGUGUAAAGUGGAAACCAGUUAAACCCGUGAGGUGUGAACAAACCACAAGUUUUAGUGUUUAUUCCACUGCUCCCGCUGCAACUAAGAAACACAUUGUAUUUGAUGCUGAUGAUGAAUGAUCCAGAGGAAGAGACCAUUUGUCGAAGUCAGUCCGUUUCAUGAAUUUACAGUGUUUCUGUUCAGGCUGAGUGAAUUUCUAUUAGAAUUCGAUCAAAUGUACAAAACUGCCUUAUAUAUUAUUUAACAUUCAUGUAUGUAUAUAUAUGCAUAUUUACCUCAACAUCGUUUGAGAUUUUUACUGUAAUAAACUCCUUCGGAAUGCUCCCCGAGUUUUGAAUGGCUAGAG
Molecule: messenger RNA, 1460 nt
Organism: Trichobilharzia szidati
Lineage: Eukaryota; Metazoa; Platyhelminthes; Trematoda; Strigeidida; Schistosomatidae
Source: the annotation of a GenBank genome assembly